AAACAUCCAAGAGUGUUUCUGUGGACAGUGCUUCAGGCGAUUGUUGUAUGUUUUCCUCAGCCGCUCUCCCUUGGGUAGGACAGACAAGACAAUGCGAUUUUUCCCUCGAGCCAUCAUCUUAAUUUUAGUAGGCUUUAUUUCCCUGUUAUGGUGGCACCAUCAUCUCUCUAUCCCUCAGCAGCAAGACCAUUUGACCAACGAAGAGGAGAUGGAUGUACCCCGCACAUUUGAUGCUCUGCUACAUAUUCAGCAGGUCAGAAAAAAGACAUUGCGGUCUUUCUGCAGGAAAAAGAGCAAACUCACUAAGCUUCCAGCUAUCCAAAAGGAAGCUUCCCAACUACUCUCUUCUAUUGCAGUGAAUCACAACCUUAAUUUCCUAUAUUGCAAAAUACCAGCCACCGGAGUGGAAGAGUGGGAGAAGCUGUUGGAAGUGAUAUUGGAGAAUGAAAAUGUCACAUUGCAGGCACCUGUGCCCUAUCACCAGGACUUUGGUAACAAAAUGGCCUUGAGUAAAUACAAUUUGACAUCAAUGGAAACUCUGCUUAAAGCCUACACAAAAGUGGUUUUCAUUAGGGAUCCUUUCCAUAGACUCAUGUCUGCUUACAUGCAUCGAUUGGCAGACAAUCAAACCUUCAAAGAGUUCAUUGACUAUAUCUUGUACAGUGGAUUGAAGAAUGCCAGUGUUGAGUGGACACCCUUAGUCAAGCUGUGUCAUCCAUGUCUUGUUCAAUAUGACUAUAUCAUAAUGUUUGGUUUUCUUGGCAAUGAAGUACACCAUUUAAUGCUCCGGACUGGAUUUUCAGAUAACAUCCAGAUGCCCAAGUUCAUGGACUCCAAGAUCCAGAGGACAUAUAACUGGCUGGAAGAACAGAUGUUUAGUGAAUUAUCCCUUAUGCAGAAGAAAAGUCUUUGCCAUUUCUUUCGAUUUGACUUUGCUGCAUUUGCUUUUCCCAGAAGUUUGCUCUGGGACCUCAUAUGCAUUUCUGGAAACAGGAUAGAAUAGAAUAACAACAUUGGAAGGGACCUUGGAGGUC
This is a messenger RNA of Pseudonaja textilis, 1034 nucleotides long. Its product is annotated as carbohydrate sulfotransferase 9-like. Gene Ontology annotation, biological process: carbohydrate biosynthetic process; dermatan sulfate proteoglycan metabolic process. Lineage: Eukaryota; Metazoa; Chordata; Lepidosauria; Squamata; Elapidae. Gene Ontology annotation, cellular component: membrane. The record is from RefSeq and is a predicted model, not a curated record. Gene Ontology annotation, molecular function: sulfotransferase activity.